UGUGACUGGCUUUACCCAUUGAUGGCCUCUGACUCCCCAGUCCUGCUGUGCAACACGGGAGUCUACAUGUUCCCUGACAUGAUGGCUCCCACCCCGGGCUCGUAUGUUGGGGUGGUCCUUUCUUCCGAGCUUCCCCAGAAGGAACGCGAACUCUUCCAGAGUGUUCUUUCUCAGCUGACUGACCUGCGUGUCCAGGUGAGCUGUCCCUGUGUCCCCUCGGGUCCCACCUCAGAAACACAGGGGUCAGCUGUGGCUUCAGAGCAGAUUUCAGGUGUAUUUGAGAGUUUAAAAGAUUUAUUUACGGCAUCAGAUGGCGCAACCGAUACCAUUAACCUGGGUCAGAAGGUGCCGAUGGGGCCUCCUGCAGCUGAAGCAGCACCCCCUGCUGCUGAGGAGGAGAAUGUACUUCCUGAAUGGAGCGAGAAGGUGGCUCAAGGGAUCCUGACUGGGGCUUCAUGGCUGAGCUGGGGGUUGGUGAAGGGGGCUGAGUAUACAGGGAAAGCCAUACAUAAAGGUGCAUCCAAACUACGAGAGCACAUCACACCAGAGGACAAACAAGCCCAAGUCAGCCCCACAGUUACCAAAAGCCUCCAUGUGGCCAAACAGGCCACAGGAGGAGCAGUGAAGGUCAGCCAGUUCCUUGUGGAUGGACUGUGCACAGUCGCUGCACAUGUUGGCCGAGAGUUGGCACCCCAUGUAAAGAAACAUGGAGGGAAGCUUAUCCCAGAGUCUCUGAAGAAAGACAAGGAUGGACGCUCCAAUAUUGAUGGUGCCAUGGUGGUUGCAGCAAGUGGAUUUCAAGGUGAAGUAAAUCAUUCCACUCAGAAAUGAUUAUUUUCUUGGCUG
This is a messenger RNA of Sinocyclocheilus grahami, 846 nucleotides long. RefSeq names its product spartin-like. Gene Ontology annotation, cellular component: plasma membrane. The record is from RefSeq and is a predicted model, not a curated record. Lineage: Eukaryota; Metazoa; Chordata; Actinopteri; Cypriniformes; Cyprinidae. The coding region runs from base 22 to 831 and encodes 269 amino acids. Gene Ontology annotation, biological process: negative regulation of BMP signaling pathway; cell division. The transcript has 5 exons.